Messenger RNA from Bipolaris zeicola 26-R-13, 2052 nucleotides. RefSeq names its product GMC oxidoreductase. The record is from RefSeq and is a predicted model, not a curated record. Gene Ontology annotation, molecular function: oxidoreductase activity, acting on CH-OH group of donors; flavin adenine dinucleotide binding. Bases 1 to 2052 code for a protein of 683 amino acids. The transcript has 2 exons. Lineage: Eukaryota; Fungi; Ascomycota; Dothideomycetes; Pleosporales; Pleosporaceae.
AUGAUUGUCAUCAAGGCUCUUACCGUCCUUUCAUUAAUCACUUCCUUUGCGGGUGCUCGUAUCAUCGAUGGUGCCCAGCACACCCCUUAUGGCGGCGCCAACGUAAAGCGUGCUACCAACAUUACCGACACCACUACCCUACAAGACUAUGAAUAUGUCAUUGUUGGCUCUGGUGCUGGUGGUUCACCCCUCGCGGCUAGGCUGGCUCUUGCUGGCCACAAGGUCCUUUUGCUAGACGCUGGAGACGACCAAACGAACUCGACGGAGUACAAUGUCCCAGCAUUGCAUGCUGUUGCAACCGAGUAUGAGCCUAUGAGGUGGGACUAUUUUGUCAAGCACUUUGAUGACGAGGAAGAGAUGAGGAGGGACACCAAGCUCACCUACGAACUUCCUGAUGGUUCUCGUUACACCGGCGCUACCCCCCCUGCUGGUGCGAAGCCACUGGGCAUUUUAUACCCCCGUGUCGGAUCCCUGGGCGGUUGUACAGCACACAAUGCCCUUAUUGCCAUGUAUCCGUACAAAAGUGAUUGGAGGAACAUCCAAGAACUCACUGGCGAUGAUUCCUGGGACCCAGAGAAGAUGCGUAAUUACUUUGUCCGUCUCGAGAGGUCACGCUACCUGCCUAGCAGCAUUGUUGGCCACGGAUUCACUGGCUGGCUCGAGACCUCACUGACCGACUUGACGUUGAUUGCCCAAGAUCUCAAGGUCGUCUCUCUUGUCUUGGCCGCCGCUACCGGCUUGGGAAAGUCCCUUCUUUCGUCGCUCUUGACUACCGUUACUGGCUUGACUCAGGUGCUGCUUCGUGACCCCAACAACCCCAGCCCCAACCGCGAUUCGCAAGAGGGCUUGUGGCAGGUUCCUCUGACCAUGAAAAUUCCUAGCUACAAGCGUGCCGGACCAGUCGACUUCCUCCGCCAGGUCCUCGAGGCGAAGAACUCCGACGGCAGCCGCAAGUACCAUCUCGACAUUCAGCUCAAUACUCUUGUCACCAGCAUCAGGUUCAACCAAACCGCCGAUGGCAAGCCCAAGGCUACUGGUGUCAACUUUUUGACUGGAAGGUCCCUCUACGGCGCAGAUCCUAGACGUCAGUCUGGACGUGCUACUGGCAAGGGCACCAAGGGCGCUGUCACUGCUACCCGAGAGGUCAUCAUCUCUGCUGGCGCUUUCAACACCCCCCAGCUCUUGAAGCUUUCUGGUGUUGGACCCAGGGAAGAGCUCGAGAAGUUUGGAAUCGAGGUCGUCAAGGAUCUUCCAGGUGUAGGUACCAACCUCCAGGAUCGCUACGAAGUCCCCGUCACCGGCCAGGCCCCAACCAAGAUCUCUCUCCUCAACGGCUGCACUUUCCUCCAGGGCUACGACAAGUGCCUUGAGAAGUGGGAAAACCUUCCUCUGGGUAUCGGAAAGGGUGUCUACGCUACCAACGGUGUUGCUUUGGCCAUUACCCUGAGGUCCAGUGGCUCCAUCCAUGGCAACGCCGAUAUGCUCGUUGCUGGCUGGCCUGCUUAUUUCAACGGCUAUUACCCCGACUUCUUCAAGAACGCCACCAAGGGUCAGGACCACUGGACCUGGCUCACUCUCAAGGCCGAGUCUCGCAACAAUGCUGGUACCGUCACUCUGCGCAGCGCUGAUCCUCAGGACGUUCCCGAGAUCCGCAAGCGCAACUUUGCUGUUGGCGGUGACGAGGACCUCCAAGCCGUUGUCGAGGGAAUGAAGUACAGUCGCAACGUCUUCAAGAGCCUCAUCCCUCUCGACGGUAAGUUCGAGGAAGUCUGGCCCGGCCCAUCCGUUCAGACCGACGAUGAGUUGAAGGAGUUCGCCAAGUACCAGGCCUGGGGCCACCAUGCCUCUUGUACAUGCCCCAUUGGUUCCGAUGGUGACGAGAUGGCUGUCCUCGACUCCAACUUCAAGGUUCGCGGUAUCGAGAGUCUCCGUGUCGUUGAUGCCUCUAUUUUCCCCAAGAUCCCUGGUACCUUCCCUGUCAUCUCCAUUUACAUGAUCUCGGAGAAGGCUUCGGAUGUCAUCAUUGCGGAUGCUAAGAACUCCAAGGCUUAG